Ictalurus furcatus (blue catfish) is the source of this 1818-nucleotide messenger RNA. RefSeq lists its product as uncharacterized. The record is from RefSeq and is a predicted model, not a curated record. The coding region runs from base 83 to 1174 and encodes 363 amino acids. The transcript is spliced from 9 exons. Lineage: Eukaryota; Metazoa; Chordata; Actinopteri; Siluriformes; Ictaluridae.
UUUUAUGAAGUCAUUGUGUAUUGCUGUUUCCAGGGAAGGGAGUCAAUGAUUUAAGAAAUGCGUGCAUUGAGAGAAGUAUUACAUGAAGCGAAUUCUUAUAAGAAGUUCCAGGAACUUCGCCUCUGCGACGGCAGAGAUAUUGGUGUUUCUUAGAUCACAGCUUCAAACUAAGAUAUAUACUGACGGGUAUAUAUUAGGGCUGCACGAUUAUGGCCAAAAUACCGCUGCUUUCACCUCCAUGUUUUGCUACAUUCCUGCUAAUGUACAGCAAGAUAUGUACAGCAGUGAGAGUGAGAGUGAGAGACAGAGUAUCUGCAAUCUAGAAGAUUCCAAAGCCUCUGACGAAGAAACAGGUUCUAUCUUUCCCAGGUUGGACAGCUCAUUCUCAGGUAAGUUGGAUCCAGUCGCUGCAGAGUUUCCCCCGUGUGUACGUGCAGUAGCAGCAGCUGAGAAAGCUGUGUUGGCAUCCAGAGACCUGAGUCGACCUGAAGGAUGUUCCAUUGGAAAACCCAGAUCUGAUCCUUUUGUGGACGGGUCUGCAUCACGUGACCCAGAGACAGCUUUCAGACCUCCAAGCACGGGCUACGCGGACGAGGAAAAGGCCGUGUUGUGUGUGUUUGGCGGUGCCCCCAGGGCUGUCCUUGUCUACAAAAUCGACGCAUGGCAGGGACCAUGCGUCAAAAGGUCUCUCACGCUCGUUGAAAUCACUAAUGACCAAACGCUGAUGUUGACAAAGACUGAGUACGAUCCCUCUGAUGACCAACCUGACUUGUUUCCUAAAACUGACUGGGUAUCAGAUCCUCCCAGCGACACUGACGAUGAUGACCCAUUGACAUCCAUUUCACGUCUAUUAAGGCCAUGUCAUGUCGCUGAGAUCAGUACAGAAUGUUUACCUGCUUACAGAGACACAAACAUGUUCUUCUGUUCAAGGUUCAUCUGCACAUCUUCUAAGAUCCUGAAACAAAGCCUGUUUGAACCGCCUCAAACCGCUUCUUAUCGCGCACGAGUCUGCGAGUGUUGCCUAAUUUCCACGACAGUGUCUUGGCAGCCUCCAUGCCUUCACGGUGUUCCACGGUACCUCUCUCCUGAUCGAUUACUUUCGACAGUGGAAUCUGUGUGUACAGGCUUUGUCAGCUCUUUGGCUUCACAGUCAGAUAAAACCAAGAAGAUGUGAAGAAAAUCCCACAAAAACAGCUGGUCUUUAUUUGGGGUUAAUCUGAAUAAUUUCAUUGAUGACAGCUGUACGAUCAUUACUUUUGAACGUCAGAUUGAAUGCUAUUGGUUCAUUCUGAACACAGCCUCAUCCCCAAUUAUAAAAAGGUUCGCACACUUAUGCAACAAGGUUAGUGUUAGUGUAACUUUUGUAUUUUCUGCUAAAAUGUUUCUGUUUAAAAUUUUUCACUUCAUUUUAUACGUUCUGACAUGAUUUACCUUCGUUUAAUUUUUUUCAUCACAAAAACUUGCCAUUUUUACAGGGGUGUGUAGACUUCUUAUAUCCACUGUAUUUUGCCCAACGCCACACACUUUCUGAUACCAGUCUUCCACACAAUCCGUCAAGAUUGCGCUUCUACACAAGAUAUUCGGGAUAAUCCAGGAAAAUAACUGUUUAACAACCUAGAAACAGGACCCUUUUUGUGUUCAGGCCUCAAAACUGGCCUGAUCUAUCCAUUAGUGUUACCAAGACGUAAGACGACACAAAACAAGCAACAAGUUGUUUUUUUCCCCCCCAAUAGUAUACCACAGAAAAUAUAUAGUACCCGGGCCUUUUUAAAAAGAAAAUACUGCAAAUUUCCAAUAAAUUACCAUACAAGAAAACGC